ACAUGGACCAGAGUCUGUAGAAACAUCGAGAGGACGGACGCUGCUGCGACACGGUGUUUGGAUUCAGAAGAAGACGUCCCCGUGUCUUAACAUUUGGACCAUGCUGUGUCCCGCUCUGCUCUGCGCCGCUCUGCUUCUCCUGUCGCCCCUGGAGACCACAGAGGGGCGGGCGCUUCAGCCGUCCCCCAACGCCGCGCAGUUCGUCGAGCAAUUUCUAGAACGCUACAACGACCUUUUGACCCUGGACGACUUGGAGAACAUGUUGAACGGCCCCGCGGACGAGCUGCCCCCCUCCGCCGGCUCCUCGGGGGGUAAGUCCGGGGAGUACCCGCCGAACCCCGCCCCCGCCGCCGCAGAUACCCAAUGGCUGCGACUGCUCAAGGGGGCGCUGGCCAAUCAGAAGAGAGCGGAGCCCGAUCGACUGAGGAGGGGGUGGAACCGGGGGUGUUUUGGCCUCAAGCUGGACCGGAUCGGAUCCAUGAGCGGACUGGGGUGUUAGUGUGAAUCGGUGAGAGAAAAGGGUGCGUUCACGUGACGUCGGAAUAUUUAAAACUGUUUGAAAUUUAUCUGGAGGGCAGGUCUGGAGUUUAUGUUAGAAUUUGAGUGUUUAAUUCAGUUUUGACCUGGUUUUUGGUUCAUAUUUGUGUCGUUACUGCUCCUGAUCGUCAUGAAACCAAAACUGACAUAAAGUUUAAUUAUUAUUUUUAUUAUAUUUAAGCAUUUAAGAUGAAUGCAGCCGAUUUGUGAACCAAUCUCGGGUUUUGUCGAGCUUCAAACCAGAACUAAACCAGGUCUAAAAUGGGUCUCAACUACAGGGUGGCUCAAAAGUCACUGACACUUUGAAAUCUUCAGUCGCUCCUAUAAUUCUUAAGUUAAACUCACCAUAUUUUAGCCGUAGAUAAACUGAUUUUUGGCGAUAUAUACGGUUAUAAUUGUUCACUUACACUUGAACUUAUCACGACUUAAACUAAGGGAAGUAAAAAUGUUCAGUUUGUCUUAUUUGAUCCUCGAUAUCACGUUUAAAGUCGUUUAUUAAGUCGUCUGAGGUUUAUUCACAAACACCUUUUCUUUAAGAUCGACCCACAGGAAGAAAUCAGGACUAGUCAGGUCUGUGGAGAUCACAUACUGCCCCCUGUCUUUGAAAAACAGUUAUUAUUCCUUUAAUGGCGUUUACGCUCGGGGCAUCUCUGGUAUUGGGUCAAAUUUGACCCAUGUGACUCAAAGUACCAUUGUACAAUGAGGGUUCGUUCCUCGGUGAUGGAUUUGCUCAGAUUAAUGUGGGAAGAGUCGUUCUAAAUGCUCUGGAAAAGUAAAAGAAAAAUAUUUAGAAACAAAGGAGUUAUGGGAUUUUUUUAACUGUCAGUGACUUUUGGGCCAUGGGGUAGAUAUCCAUAUUAUUUUAUCUGUAACAAUAAAAACUGCAAAAAGAGCAGAUUAAAUUAACAUCACAGUGUUUAUUUCAAAAAUGGAACAUGGUGAUAUUUCUUCUCUUUUGUCUUUCACGUUUUAUCAGAUAUUUGAGGCAUUUUCAGGCACAUUUCUGAUGGGUUAUUAUCAUAUUAUUUGAAUAUCACUGGGACAAAACAGCAUUAUAUAUAUAAAAAGUGCACUGUGUAACUUUUCUGGUGUUUGUCUCCAUCAAGAUGUUAUUUCUUUGCCUGGAAUAUCCCACAGUUGCUAAGAAAUUCCUUGAAAAACAUCAAAAAUGACUGAAAAUGACUGUGAGCGGGCUCGCCUCUCCACAGUUCUGACUUGUAGCUCGACCCGCUCGUCUCCGUGAAGCUCGAUUAAUGUCGUUUAAAGCCAAACGGUGGGACAAUACUGACAAAACAAUAACAUCUCCAGGCAGACAAGCAGGCGGCCGACCUUCUGCCAGAAAAGUUCCAUAGUC
Molecule: messenger RNA, 1891 nt
Organism: Periophthalmus magnuspinnatus
Lineage: Eukaryota; Metazoa; Chordata; Actinopteri; Gobiiformes; Gobiidae
Gene: nppcl
Product: natriuretic peptide C-like
Exons: 3
Coding region: 101-499 (132 amino acids)
Biological process (GO): receptor guanylyl cyclase signaling pathway; cGMP biosynthetic process
Cellular component (GO): extracellular region
Molecular function (GO): hormone activity; hormone receptor binding
Source: RefSeq, a predicted model, not a curated record